CCAAUCAGUAUCUAGCCUCAGCACGGUUGCCUAGCAUUGGAAGCAAGCGGGAAGUAUGGCGGCAGCAUCGGUUGCGGAGGUGUCCGCAACGAAGACUGAGGCGGUGAAGCCAUCCACGGGCGCAAGUCAAGCUUCUUUAAUUAAUUGGUCAGGCCAGAGUUUACAAAAACUAGCACCAACUUUAUCCUGUAAUGCAGACAUACAUACUUUGAUUUUGGAUAAAAAUCAAUUAAUUAAAUUGGAACACCUGGAAAACUAUAAGAACUUGAUGCAGUUGUCAGUAGCCAGCAAUCGUCUAGUGCGGAUGAUGGGUAUAGCAAAGCUGACUCAUCUUCGAGUGUUAAACUUGCCUCACAACAGUAUUGGUAACGUAGAGGGAUUGAAAGAGCUAGUGUACCUGGAGUGGCUGAAUCUGGCAGGAAACAAUGUAAAGACUAUAGACCAGAUCAGUUGCUGCACAUCUCUUCAACAUCUUGAUUUGUCAGAUAACAACAUACCCCAAAUAGGGGAUAUCUCCAGACUUUCCUCUCUAAAGACUCUGCUGCUGCAUGGAAAUAUCAUCACUUCACUGCGUUCAGCACCUUCGUGUUUACCUCAAGGCCUUACUAUUUUUUCAUUGGCAGAAAAUGAAAUUAGAGAUUUGAAUGAGAUUUCUUUCUUGACCUCUUUUCCUAAACUAGAGCAACUCUCAAUUAUGAACAAUCCUUGUGUGAUGGCAACACCUAACAUUCCAGGUUUUGAUUACCGACCAUUUAUUGUCAAUUGGUGUCUCAGUCUUAAAGUAAUUGAUGGGUAUAUGGUUUCUCAGAAAGAAAGCUUGAAAGCAGAAUGGCUUUACAGUCAAGGAAAGGGAAGAUCAUUCCGACCAGGCCAGCACCUUCAGUUAGUACAAUAUUUGGCCAGUGUUUGUCCUCUUACUACUAUGUUUGGACUCCAAUCAGCAGAAGAUGCCAAACUGGAAAAAAUACUACAUAAGCAAAGGUUGCAUCAGAGGCAAUUGAUGUAUCAGAGCCAUGCCAAUGAUUCGCCUGUAUCCCCAACUCUGAAUAAAGGACUACCCAUUAAUAAUGAGCCAAACAGUCCUGUCCAUGUACAAGAAAUAACUGACUGUGAACGUAUUAUUAAAAAGAAUACCUGGGUUGUGACGAAAUCCAAUGAUGACCAUUCUUAUGCAGUUAAAAAUGUUUCUCCAACUUUGGUACAAGCUGAAAGAAAUACUUUUAAGGAUUUUUACUUGGAUGAUAUACAAACUGACGAGGACAAGUUGAACAGUAGUCUCCUAUCUUCAGAAUCUACUUUUAUGCCUGUUGCUUCAGGGCUGUCUCCAAUGUCGCCCACUUCAACAGAACUGAAACUUCAUGGAAUUGGCAUUGAUGUAGAGGAUGUGGAAGAUAUGGGGGAUACAGAUUUGGAAUUUACAAAAGAUAUUAAUAUGCAGAACAAAGAAAAGCAGAACAAUGAUUCUAUGCUUUUGGGAAAGUAUAUCCUCAAGUCAGCAGACAUGGUAGAAACUCAAAAUGCAUAUCAAAAGGAGGAUAUUUUCCACAUUGCUUCUUCUUCAGUAAAUACUGAUAUUCAACCUGAUAAUGUUCGAACAUCUCCUGAAGACAAUGUAAAAUUCAGUAACUUUAAGCAGUCACACUCACCUGAAGAGAAUAUUACCAAAUCUGUUUCUGUUGCUAGCUCUCUAGAAGUGUCUACUGAUGCAUCAGUUACUGUAACCCAGAAGAAAGAUGAACUUACAGAAAUGAAUAAAGCUGCCACCAAGCUUCAGGCCUGUUGGAGAGGAUUUUAUACAAGAACAUUUCAUUCCAGAGUCAGGGAAGCACGCUAUGAAAUUCGACUCAGCAGAAUGCAAGAACAUAUCACCCAUUUAACUGAAGAAGUUCAAAAGUUAAGAAAAGAAAAAAAUGAAGAGAAGCUUCAAAGACUUGUGCAAGAGGAAGCUAUCAAAUUUCUUUGGGAUCAGGUUAAAUCUAUCCAGGAAUGGCAGCUUUCAGUAAACCAACACCUAAGUAAUAUCUGGAAAAAAGAUACUCCCGCCUGUAGCAAUCUGGGUCCACAUGAAUUAUUAAUACAGUCAUCUAGACCAAAUCAAGAACCUUCACCUAUUGAUAGUUCAACUUGGUUAGGUUCAUCUUCUGAAAUGUGUAAUCAGAAAUGUUUACAGGAAUAUCCUGAUUCAGGUUUCCAUUCCUGUAUAUCAGACCAAAAUAUCCUUAAUGAAUUGCAGAACUCUGAAAAAUAUUUGACAGAAACAAAUGAAGGCUUUCUAGGAAAUUCUCUGCAAACAGUCAAGCCCUGUGAAGAUUUUCUUUCAGGAAGCCUUUCUGAUGCUGUGAUCCCAGGUGAUCAUAAGGAAUAUUGUAAAGAGAAUUUGAACAAUGAUCAGAACAAUACUCUUCUCCAAGAAUAUUUAAAAACAGUUGAAGAACUAGAUGAUUCUGAUGAAAAGGCAAAUUGCAGCAAUGGAAUAGAAAGUUGUAAGGCCCAUACAGCUGUUUCAUCUGAAGAAAAGGAUAUUUUAUGUAGUACUGUUUUAGUCACUCAGGAUGUGCUUCCCUUAGCAGAGGAAGGAAUUGAUACAUUCAAUCUAAAUGAUAAAAUAGCAGAAAAAAAAGCAAACUGUGAUUCUUCAUUACAGACACUUUCUGUUAGCCUAUCUGUAUAGCAAACAUAGACUGACAGACAAAAUUUAAAAGCCACAUUAACCUUUUAUGUAAUUAGACCAAUUUCUACACAUUUUUGGAGAUGUGGUCUCCUUGCUUUUAGAAAUGGCUUGUUAACAGAUUUGUUAAUCCUCUAAUGUUAGACUUACACUCUUAAAUUAUAUCAAGAUAGGUUCAAGUAGAUAUGGUAACUUACAUUUCAUGUGGUUUGGUGUAACAGAUUUUUAUGAAAUAUAAUUUUGAAGACUCUUAAGUACUUUCCAUAUUGUAGUUAUCAUAGCUUAAUGAAACAAUUGUUUUCUCCAAGGAAACGAAGCGUGCAUCCUUAUUGUAAUAUUCAAAGAAAGAAAUAUAAAUUUUUAUUUUGACAAAUAAGGGCAGUAUGCAGAAGUUUAUAUUAGAAAGCAGAAACAUAGCACCUAUCUGCAACCCCUUAAGGCAGAUUUCAGGCUAAGGCAUUGAUGACAAGUGUUAUUUUUGCAUCCCUACAUGAUCUGAAACAUAUUUUUGCCUGCAAAUCUGAAAUCUGUUUGUCCCAAUCAUCACACAACAUACAGUUAAUAUAAGAGAGAGAAAAAUUAACUAAUAGUCUGAAAAUGUAUGCUGACACACAGAUGCUAAAUUAUAAGCUUGGAAGUUUUGGAAAUCUUGUUCCAUGUAGAGAUCAUUUUGUUUAACAGUGCCAGACAGUUUACUCACCAAUACUCCAAAUGUUUUUCUACAGACGUGACUGUUGAAUUUCACACAGUCGAGUCCAGCCUGUUAUCACAGAGGACUAUUUUUAUGAAGUCAUUUUUCUUUGUUUCAUUUGCUGGGACAGUGGGAAAAUUAAAAAAGAAAACCACAAUGCAACAAAACAAACCAGUCUGAAGAAAAGGGAGGCAAUCUCUCACACAAAUGAAGGAAUGAUUCUUAUGAUAGGAAUCAUUUGCCUAUUUUGCCAAAGUUAGAAUGUGUAUAGAGUACUGUACAAACUCGAUUUUAUACCUAAGUAACAAAAAAUGAGAGGGUUUUAAAAAUAGAUCAGCAUUAUAUGGCCAUGGCUGCUAAAAAUAUGUAGAAUAAUUGUUUAAUACCAUUAUCUUAGAUUGCUAAGAUAAAGAAGCAAGUGGCCAUGUUUUCUAGUUGCUUAGGGAAGAUUGGCUGCUAAACGUAUUGUCAUACGUUAAUAUAAAUUAACAAUUUUCAUUCUGGCAUUCAUGUGAAGAAUGCCUACUUUCUACUGCUUCGCCAUAAAGCAACAAUUCUUCUUUACAGACUCCACUGUUUCUAUCAGUAAAUGCUUUGUAUGUUUUCAUUACUAAUAAUAGUUGUCAAUAAUAAAUAUUUUUCUAUUCAUAAA
This is a messenger RNA of Notechis scutatus (mainland tiger snake), 4011 nucleotides long. RefSeq names its product centrosomal protein 97 (gene CEP97). Gene Ontology annotation, cellular component: centrosome. Gene Ontology annotation, molecular function: protein binding. Lineage: Eukaryota; Metazoa; Chordata; Lepidosauria; Squamata; Elapidae. Gene Ontology annotation, biological process: negative regulation of cilium assembly. The record is from RefSeq and is a predicted model, not a curated record.